Molecule: messenger RNA, 2211 nt
Organism: Spinacia oleracea (spinach)
Lineage: Eukaryota; Viridiplantae; Streptophyta; Magnoliopsida; Caryophyllales; Amaranthaceae
Exons: 2
Coding region: 1-2211 (736 amino acids)
Source: RefSeq, a predicted model, not a curated record
AUGGCGCAUGAUUUGAGGAGUUAUGGUGCCCCCGGGGCCUAUGAGGCAAAAAGUGCCAUCUCACUUCCGGCCUUGGAGGCUACCGAUUUUGAGUUACGGCCCGCACUUAUUGGGAUGGUUCAAAGGAGCCAAUUUACCGGGUCGAGACUUGAGAGUCCAAGGGAGCAUCUAAAGACUUUUGUCGAUUAUUGCUCCACGGUGAAACACAAUGGGGUAACCCAAGAAUACAUUCGAAUGGCACUCUUCAAGUUCUCUUUGAUCGGUAAUGCAAGAAAGUGGCUCGAUGACCUCAAGCCAAACUCAUUGACCUCUUGGAAUGAGGUGACGGAGGCAUUCAUCAACAAAUAUAGUAGCCCCGCACAAACCGCGGACUACCGGUCCAAGAUGAUGACAUUCAAGGAAAGGACCGAUGAAACCCUUCAAGAGUCAUGGGAAAGAUUUAAUGAGCUUCUUCGGCAAUGCCCACAUCAUGGCAUAGAGAUGGGGGUGCUUCUCCAUUGCUUCUACCACGGACUUUCUAAGGCUUCUAGGACGGCCCUAGAUGCGGGAGCCGGGGGGCCAAUCAUGAAGAAGACCUUAGAAGAAGUUUUUGACAUCAUUGAUGAUGUGGUCCGAAAUUGUGAAGAUCGGAAUGAUGAUAGAAGAGAAUGUGACAAGAAAGGAGGAAGGUACGACCUUGAUCCGAUCCAUGCUUUGAGCACCAAGUUUGAUGCUCUCGUUACACAACUUCAAAGGUCGAAUUCUAUCCCUUCUUGUCCUUAUACUCCUCAAUCCCCUUCUAGUGUAAUGUCUUGUGCUUUGUCUUGUGAUUAUUGUGGUUCAUUUGAGCAUCCCUCUUCAUAUUGCUAUCCUUUCGACCAACCCAUGGAACAAGUUAAUGCUUUUAACAAUGCAAACAACCAACGGUUUGAUCCUUAUUCCAACACCUAUAACCCCGGUUGGAGGCACAACCCAAGGAAUCAAAACUAUGGCCAAAAUUUUCAAAAUCAAGGCCAACCUUCAAACUUCCAAAGACCACCACCACCACAAAGCUAUCAAAGUCAAGGGAGUUACCAAGGUCAAUCCUCUUCUUCUUCUCAAUUUCAAAAGCCACCUCCACCACAAAGCUUUCAAAAUCCUCCUCCCGGUUUUCAAAGACCACUCCUCAAUGCCCCACCUCCUCAAGAGUCAAAUAUUGAAACAAUGUUGAAAACUUUCAUGACUCAAGUCAACCAAAAGUUUGAUUCCAUGGCCACCCAUAAUAAAAUGCUUGAAACACAAAUUGCGCAAUUGUCAUCCUCUAAUGCUUCAAGAGUUCCCGAUUCUUUGCCUCCUCAAGGGGUAAGUCCCGGUGAGACCCAUCAAGCUAAUGCUAUUGUGACAAGAAGUGGGAAAAACCUUGUGAAUUCAACUACUAAGAGUCCAACUCAAGGAGAGAGUGAGCCCAUUGAUGAAAGUGGGCCUAUUGUCGAUACCACCAUAGAUGAGGAAGAGGUUGUGGUGAGUGAACCAAUGGUUGUUGAAGUUCCAAAGAGAGUGGUCCCUCCUUACAAGCCCAAAUUGCCUUUCCCAUCUCGUUUUGCCGGAGCUAACCUUGAUGAUCAAUUUGAAAAAUUCCAAGAAGUCCUCAAGAACCUCUAUGUGAACAUUCCUUUUGCCGAAGCCCUUAGGCAAAUGCCUACUUAUGCCAAGUUUUUGAAGGAGAUUCUAACCAAGAAGAGGGUUGUGGAUGUGGUUGAGACUAUUAGCCUACCCGAAAGUUGUAGUGCCAUUAUCCAAAACAAGUUGCCCACCAAAUUGAAAGAUCCCGGGAGUUUUUCCAUCCCUUGUGCAAUUGGGGAACUUGUCAUAGAUAAAGCCCUAUGUGAUUUAGGAGCAAGUGUGAGUGUAAUGCCAUUCUCUAUUUUUCAAAGGUUGAAUGUGGGAGAGUUGAAGCCCACCCAAGUGUCCCUCCAAUUAGCCGACCGUUCGGUAAAGCUUCCAUUGGGAAAAGUAGAGGAUGUGCCUAUGAGGAUCGGGAAGUUCUUUAUUCCCGUUGAUUUUGUGGUCUUAGAAAUGGAGGAGGACCCCAAUGUCCCAAUCAUCUUAGGAAGACCCUUCCUUGCCACCGCGGGAGCAAUCAUAGAUGUGAGAGGUGGUAGAUUAUCCCUUAGUGUUGGGGAUGAGAAAAUUGAGUUUCAACUUAACCAAAUCAUGAGAUGCCCUUCCCACAUGGAUGAGGAAAAGAAUUGA